Molecule: messenger RNA, 4620 nt
Organism: Schistosoma guineensis
Lineage: Eukaryota; Metazoa; Platyhelminthes; Trematoda; Strigeidida; Schistosomatidae
Source: the annotation of a GenBank genome assembly
AUGACAACUCCUAAAAUGUAUACUGAUAUGAAUAUAGGGAAUCAAGCAAUGAAUAAUAAUAAUAAUAAUAAUACAAAUGUUACAUCAUUACUUGUUCGUGAACGUUUAAAAAAUUGUGUAUUAAAUAAACGUAAAAGUAAAGAACAAGGAAUUCAUUCAAAUGAGACAAUAUUGUUGAAUAUGGGUAUUAGUCAACAACAACAACAACAACCCCCACCACCACAGCAACAACAACAAAGUGAUCAUAUCCUUGAUAAAGAUUUAAUGCAAAUGAAUCAAGAACAAUCUGUUAGUAAUAAUUGUUUAAUCAAUGAUCAUUUGAAUGGUAAAUCUAUACCACUUAGUAACCAAAACAGUAAUCAUAGUAACAAUAAUAAUAAUAAUAGUAAUAAUAAUAAUACUAAUGAUAGUAGUUGUAUUACACCAUUAACAAUAGAUGUUGAAAAUCUUUCAUCCCAUAAUCAAACAAUCACUAUGACAUCCUUACCAAUCAAUAUGAAAAAAUCUAAUAUAUUACAUCAUCAAAUGCAACAUUCUUAUUCAAAUCAUGAAACGGAUAUACAUUAUAUGGAUUUUCAAAAUUUACAUACAUCUGACAUGGAAACAAUCAUGAUCAUAUCACAUCAACAUCGUCAACAACCUAAUAAAUUAAUUGAUGAAAAUCUACGUAAAACAGUAUCAGAGCCAAGUUUAAAAAUGCGUAGUGGUUCUGGUGGUGUUCAAAAAUCACGUUAUAAACCAGAUCGUCGUCAUUAUUAUCAUCAUCAUCAUCUUAAUCAUCAUAUUGGAAUGAAUACAGCAGCAGCAGCUGUAGCUGCAGCUGCAAUAACUGUAUCUAAUGAUCCAUUAGCAAUGAUUGGAUUAUGGCCACAAUUAACUUCAGCAUUUCAACAUACAAAUUUAAUACAAAAAACAAUGAAUAAAAAACCAUCACAAGAUCUAAAUAAUAAUAAUAAUAAUAAUAAUAAUAAUAAUAAUAAUAAUAAUAGUCAUAUAUCAUCGAUAGAUUCUGAUGAACGAUUAACAAAAUCCGAUAGGAAAUCUUUAACACAAUCUAUAUCACUUAGAUCAAAUACUAUACAAGAUGUCAUUUUAACCGAGUUUAUGAAACAAAAUCAAUUAAUCAAUAAUCAGGAAUCAUUAGAAACUAUGAAUACAUGUUGUAUCAAUUCACAAGCAAUGAAUUCAUGUCAUUCAUCAUUUGGAACUACAACAAUCAAUCCAUCUAUAUUGAAUUCAACAAUGAUGAAUGGAUUUUGUGCAAGUUUACCAAAUUUAACAGCACAAUAUCAUCGUACAUCAUCAUCAUCCUCAUCAUCAUUACAAACAAAUCAUAAUAAUAAUAAUAGUAAUAUAAAUAAUAAUAGAACAACGAAUACAACAAUACCGACAAAUACAUCUACACCGACUACACAUCAUGUAACUCAAUCAAGUUUUGAUUGUAAUGAAUUCAAUCAAAUUGAUACAACAAUGUCUGAUCUAAUGAAUGAUCAUGUAUCUAAUCCAAUUACACAAAUCAAUAAAUCAUUCUAUCAUUUAUUACCAUAUUAUCGAUAUCAAUCAAUUGGUUUAAUUAGUCGAACUAGAUCAGCACCAUUAAGUUUAGCUACUAAUUCGAAUAUAACAAAUUAUCGAUCUAUACAAUUACAAAAUUUAAAUCAUGUACAUAAUUUAACUAAUUCAAUGAAUACACCAACAUCUGUGACAUCAGCAGCAAAUCUAUUAGCUAUGGAAGCGGCUACAAUUAAUUAUGGGAAUCAACAAUCAAAUCAAUCAAUCAGAGAACAUGAUCAAUUCAGUGGAAUCAAUAACAGUAAUAAUAGUUUACAAUCAACUAUAGAUAAUGAAUUAUCAUCAAGAAGUAAAGUUGUUUUACAAUUACGUAAGAAAAUUCUAGAAAGAUCUGAAUUUUUAACAUCAGAUCGUUCAUGUGUAAACAUUUCGGAUGGUUCUAAUUCACCAAUUUCUCGAAUAAAUCAAACAACUGGAUGUGGUAAUCCAUUAUUAGAGAGAACAGCUUCAAGUCCUGUAGUUAAUAUGGCUCCAACAAUACGAUCAGAAACUGUACCUGAAGCAACAUUCACUACAGUAUUAGCAUAUGACUUGGGAAUGCUUGCUCAUCAUUGUACAUGUCAAACUGAUGCAAAUCAUCCUGAAAAUCCUCAACGAUUAAUUUCUAUUUGGCAAAGACUUCAACAAACUGGUUUGGCGGCACAGUGUCAUCAUCAACCUGGCAGACGAGCAUCUUUGAUUGAAUUGCAAUUAGUUCACAAAGAUGUGUACACAGUUUUAUUUGGAAGUAAUCCAGCAAGCAGAUGUCGGAUUGAUCCAACUCUUUUAGCCACAGUACGUUUAUGUAGGCUAGCCUGUGGCGGGGUUGGUGUAGAUUCUGAUACAGCUUGGCAUACUGCUGGACAUACAGCUCAUGCAGCGAGACUGGCAGCUGGUUGUGUUAUUGAUUUGGCAUGUCGUGUAAUGCUUGGUCAAUGUCCCAAUGGUUUUGCUUUAGUAAGACCACCCGGACACCAUGCAGAACCAGGUCAAGCUAUGGGAUUUUGUUAUUUCAACUCAGUGGCAAUUGCUGCUAAACGAGCUCAAUUCCUUGGUUCAACAGCACUAGAUACUGAAAGAAGCUCUGUAAUUUCUUCUUUAGCAACCACCUUGUUUGAUCAAUCAACGUUUCUCCCAUACACUAUGGAAUCCGCACUCAAACCACGUAUUUUAAUAGUAGACUGGGAUAUUCAUCAUGGAAACGGGACUCAAACAGUAUUUUACACAGAUCCAACUGUAUUGUACAUAUCACUUCACAGACAUGAUGAAGGGGGAUUUUUCCCCGGUACUGGAUCACCUGAAGAGAUAGGCUCUGGUCCUGGUGAGGGAUUUACCAUUAAUAUUGCUUGGCCAUCAGGAAUAGUUAUGUCUGAUGCCGAGUAUUUAGCAGCAUUUCGUUUGAUUAUUCUACCCGUCGCCUGUGAAUUUCAACCUAGUCUUGUUUUAAUUUCCGCUGGUUUCGACGCCGCUCCCGGUCAUUCAGCUAAUCUCGGUGGUUAUUCAGUAAGUCCAGCUGCUUUUGGUUGGAUGACACGUCUAUUAUCAAUUGAUCGUAUUGCUAAUUCCAAAGUAGUGUUAUCCCUAGAAGGUGGUUAUGAUAUGAACAGUCUUUGUGAUUGUACCGAAGCUUGUGUACGAGCAUUACUUAGAUCAGCAGCUGAAAUAAAUGAAAGAAAUUCAAUACCUAUCAAUGUUCCAGAUUUAAUUCCUUUAAAACAAUCCGAAUUAGAUCGAGUCCCACAUCCUUCAGCAAUACAAACUUUAUUAAAAGUUGCACAAUUACAUUCUGCCUAUUGGACAAGUUUUUCUAAUGAAAUCGAUACACAAUAUGCAUCUAUGCCAGCUAGUAGUUGGUUACCAACACUAUUUGAUAAUUCAAUUGAAAUUAAAGAUAUGAAUUCAACAAAUGAGCAGAUUUCAGUAGUAUCUACAAAUGAUACAACAAUAAAUGUGAAUAAACGUUAUUUAAAAUCUUUCAUUAAACAAACACCAUUCACUGAUGAAUUGAAUGGAAUAACAUCUGGAAAUAAUACAGAACAUAAUAAUCGAUAUUUCAAUUUUGUUAUGCGACAAGCAUCAUCAAUGGAUGAAACAAAUGAAAGUGAAAUGAAACCAAAUUCUAUCAUAAGAAGAAGAAGAAGAUCAACCACUGGUAUUACAGGAUCUAAUAUUAAUUCUAUAUCAUCAAUAGGAGAUACAAAUGAAACUAUAACACGUAUUGCAUUAACACGUUUAGCUGAAUUACAUGUCACUUCACAACCUGAAUAAUAAUGUAUAUAACAUACCGGUUAAUAGUUUAAUGUUAAGGUUGUAAUUGAACAUAGAAUACUACUACUACUACUAUGACGACGACGACAACAACAACAACCAAAGAUCAUCCUAAUAAAGAGGAAGAAUGUUGUAUUUGUCAAAUCACAGUGAAUUCAAUUUAAAGUAAAUCCAAACAUUUUCAUUUGGUAAUUGGAUCCCAAUACAACAUUCUUCCUGUUUUAAUGUUUCACAUCAAUUUGGCGCCCAAGAUUUAGAUGAUGUAUUUGAAGUGUUUCAAAACAAAAUAAAACGAAAAAAAAUGAUGGGAUAUUUAUUUUUGUGAGUAUUUCUUAUACUACUUAUUACUUGUAUAUAAAUAAGUGAAAAAAAAUCAACACAUGGAAAUGAACAUUCCUUAUCUUACAGGUAAACCCAUAUAUGUAUAUGUAGAACAAAUUCAUAUUACCCGGUGCCUUAAGACAUUUCGCAUUUCUUUUUUUUUCUUGAAAAGAAAAGAAAAGAAAAAGAAAGAGAAAAAAAGAAGAAAAGAAAGUACUACCUCUUAAUAUAAAUCUUGUUCAAUAUUCAAUAUACUUACUUAGUUACAUACUACUGAUAUUUCUGAUAAAAGUAAAACAUUUUUUCAUAAACUACAUGAAUAUGUCUGUUUUCUUUCUUUUCUUUUCUUUUUUUGUUUUUUUUUGUUUGUUUGUUUGUUUUUAAUUCUAAUUUGCACGUUCAAUUUUAUUUUGUUCAUUUAGACAAAUGGAUGUUACAUCAUUGAAUAAUAGAAAAAUACCAAUGAAUUGUCUUUUUGAU